AUGUAUGAUCGGACUCCCCGAGUGCUCAAAUUUGCUGAAGGUGGCAGCACUGAGGAUCACGUGGGUCCUGGAUCUUACCAGGUACCUUUCCUGAAGCAGGAGGCAAAGGGUGGCUAUGCACCAUUCCUUUCUUUGACUGCCAGAGAAAGUACUUUUGCAGUUGCCUCUGGCACUGAGAAAGCUGUUCCAGGUCCAGGACACUAUAAUAUUUCAGAAAAACAGAAACUUUCAAGGUCACCUUCAAUUUUCAAAUGUGUUAAUGUUCCUUCAAUUCCUUCUCAUGGACAGUCAUAUGGUUAUCAUAUUAAUGAGGAUGACAGUAUUAUAAAAAAUUUUCCACCUGCUAGUGAUAGCACAUUAGGUCCAGCAUACUAUAAACCUCAAUUUGAUUUUUCCAGUGCAACUUUAAAAUACAAGGGAAUACACUUUGGCAACUCUUUAGGAAGACUAGACUUACAUAUAAAGUCAGGCCCUGGUCCUGGACAGUAUGAUAUAGUCCAGAAAAAGACACCACAUUAUGAAAAUAUUAACAUCAAGAAAGAUCGACAGAACAAUUAUUGCUCACAUCUCCCACGAUUUUAUGAAAUAAUACAAUUGCAGGAGGAAAAAAAGAGAUUUGCACCUGUAAAGUCAACCACCACAGGUCCUGGCCCAUAUAAUGAAUCUCGAACUGCUUUCAAAAUCUUGAAGAAAACACCAGCAUUGAAAAAUACCCCAUUUGGUCAAAGUGCUGCUCGAUUCACAUGGGACUCCAAGACAGAGAAAAUGCCAGGUUCUGGGUUUUAUAAUAUCCUCAACAAUACUAUCAUUGACAACCUCAGCAGAAUGUGCUUAAAGAAACAAAGGCAAAGUACAUUUGGGUCUUCUGUUCCUCGGAUGUCCUUCUUGGAUCGGAAAGAAACUUUUAGUACUCCUAGGCCUGCUGACUAUCAGUGGGAGUGCAUUGACAUAGAGAUCCCACCGAAUGCGUUGAUACCAUUCCAUAUUGAGAACCUGAGCAUUGGUGACUUCGGGUGUCUGCAGAGUUCAAAAACAAGUGCAGCUGGAUGCAAUCUUCGUCUUAGUACAGAAGGAACGCUGAAGGCCACCGCUGAGCAAGGUGCACUGCGAUAUGCUCUGAGUUACAUAGGCAUUCGUAAAUGGUAG
Pteronotus mesoamericanus is the source of this 1146-nucleotide messenger RNA. RefSeq names its product sperm tail PG-rich repeat containing 2 (gene STPG2). Bases 1 to 1146 code for a protein of 381 amino acids. The transcript is spliced from 10 exons. NCBI's taxonomy places the organism in Eukaryota, Metazoa, Chordata, Mammalia, Chiroptera, Mormoopidae. The record is from RefSeq and is a predicted model, not a curated record.